AUGACUAUCAUCGUUCCCGAGCCGGUUCUGACAGUGGAGAACAACAACCACAACAAUGUGGAAAGCAGAAACAGCCAUGAGAGCGAGAAGGUUAUGGAGCAAGGAGAAGAAAGACAUGACCUCAAGCUGGACGGCGGUUUCAUCGUCCCGGAAAGCAAUGCCUUUGGCAUUUCCUUCACGAAAAAGGAGAGAAAAUCAGGCGUGCAGGACUUCUACCGGAAAAACCACAUCAACCAAACCUACGAAUUUGCGAGGAAGAAGAAGGAAGAGUACGGAAAGCUUGAGAAGGCGGAGAUGAGCAUAUGGGAAUGUUGCGAGCUUCUGAACGAAUACGUGUACGAAAGCGACCCAGACCUGGAUGAACCUCAGAUCGAGCAUCUCCUCCAGACGGCCGAGUCCAUCCGGAGGGACUACCCCGAUCAGGAUUGGCUCCAUCUCACGGCUCUCAUCCACGAUAAAAGUUAUGCUGCACACAACCCAGCAUUUGGUGAGGAGCCCCAGUGGCGUGUCGUAGGUGGCACUUUUCCUCUGGGAUGUGCUUUUGACACUGCCAUUGUGCAUCAUCAAUAUUUCAAGGAAAACCCAGAUCACCAUAACCCGGGUUUCAACACCAAGUUGGGGAUCUACGCUGAGAACUGUGGACUUGAUAACGUCACCAUGUCUUGGGGCCACGACGAGUACAUGUACACGGUGGCAAAGGGUAAUAACACCACUCUCCCACCCGCAGCUCUCUUCAUCAUCCGCUUCCAUUCCUUUUGCGCUUUGCACCGAGCUGGAGCUUACACGUUCCUGAUGAAUGAAGAUGACAAGGGAAUGCUGAAGUGGCUCCACGUGUUCAACAAGUACGACCUUUAUAGUAAAAGCAUGGUUAGGAUCAACCAUGAAGAAGUGAAGCCAUACAAUCUCUCCCUCAUCGAAAAGUACUUUCCAUCUGCCAAGCUUAAGCUUAAGUAUUAA
Ziziphus jujuba (common jujube) is the source of this 957-nucleotide messenger RNA. Its product is annotated as inositol oxygenase 1-like. Gene Ontology annotation, molecular function: inositol oxygenase activity; iron ion binding. The transcript is spliced from 11 exons. Lineage: Eukaryota; Viridiplantae; Streptophyta; Magnoliopsida; Rosales; Rhamnaceae. The coding region runs from base 1 to 957 and encodes 318 amino acids. Gene Ontology annotation, cellular component: cytoplasm. The record is from RefSeq and is a predicted model, not a curated record. Gene Ontology annotation, biological process: inositol catabolic process.